Messenger RNA from Eupeodes corollae, 1457 nucleotides. Its product is annotated as probable phosphoserine aminotransferase. The record is from RefSeq and is a predicted model, not a curated record. The transcript is spliced from 3 exons. NCBI's taxonomy places the organism in Eukaryota, Metazoa, Arthropoda, Insecta, Diptera, Syrphidae. Gene Ontology annotation, cellular component: cytoplasm. Gene Ontology annotation, biological process: L-serine biosynthetic process. The coding region runs from base 238 to 1341 and encodes 367 amino acids. Gene Ontology annotation, molecular function: pyridoxal phosphate binding; O-phospho-L-serine:2-oxoglutarate transaminase activity.
UGCAAAAGCAAACAUAUAACUGAUACUGAACAAUCAAUGGAAACGUUUUGGAAUUUCGCUUUUGUCUCUUAAAAAUUUGCAAAUCUUAUCUUUUUUCUAAUAUAAGUCUAAUCAAAUUGGUAAAUUUUCUUUAUUGUAGACAAAAUGUUUAGUCAGCAAAAAGCAAUCGUUGAGAAAGGUCUCAGAAUAUUUUAAGUCUCGGAAUUCGGAGAUACUUAUAGUGUAAAAGAAAAAAAUAUGGAUAAGAAAAUCAUAAACUUUGGCGCUGGACCUACCAAGCUGCCUAAAGAGGUAUUAAAAGAAAUACAAACCAACCUCCUAAACUACGAAGAGACAGGAAUUAGUGUCAUGGAAAUGUCUCAUCGAUCUUCGGAAUAUAUGGAAAUGAACGAAAAUGCACUGAGAGACCUAAGAGAACUCAUUGGAGUGCCAUCGAACUACAAGAUACUCUUUAUGCUCGGUGGUGGAACUGGAGUAUUUUCGUCUGCCUGCUUGAAUCUAAUGAAUCGAACUGGCACAGCUGAUUACCUUGUUACGGGUGCUUGGUCUGAGAAAGCGGCUAAAGAAGCUGCCCAUUAUGGGACGGUUAAUUUGGUUCUACCGAAAUUUGAAAAAUACACCACAAUUCCCAGUCCGGACACUUGGAAUCUAAAUCCCAACGCAUCAUUUGUCUAUUAUUGUGACAAUGAGACAGCUGAUGGGGUUGAGUUUAGUUUUGUGCCAGAAACCAAUGGUGUUCCAUUGGUCUGUGAUAUGUCAUCGAAUUUUCUAUCUCGACCCAUUGAUGUGACGAAGUUUGGAAUAAUCUUUGCAGCUCAGAAAAACAUUGUUCCAGCAGGUGUGACAGUGGUCAUUGUCAGGGAAGAUCUGCUGGGCAAUCCAAUGAAGGUCACACCAUCGAUCCUGGAUUACAAUAUCGUUGACAAAAAUAACUCUAUCUACAAUACUCCACCGACUUUUAUAAUUUAUGUCAUGUGUCUUAUAUUCAAAUGGAUUAAACGCAACGGUGGCUUAAAAGAAAUGGCCAAUAACUCAGCAAUUAAAUCAAAAUUGAUCUACGAUAUUAUUGAUAAGUCUGACGGGUUUUAUGUGUGUCCAGUCGAUGAGAAAGACAGAUCUCGAAUGAAUGUAUGUUUCAGAAUUGGAAGUCGUAGUGGCGAUGAAGAUUUGGAGAAAGAAUUCCUGAGUUUAUGCGAGAGUAAACAUUUGGUGCAGUUAAAUGGACAUCGAUUAGUUGGAGGUGUUCGAGCAUCGAUUUACAAUGCCAUUACCAUAGCUGAGGCUCAAAUUCUUGCCGAUUUAAUGGUUAGCUUUAUGGAGGAAAAGAAAAAUAAAAGUUAAAAGCUAAUAUUUUAUAGGAAAGGAAUCAAUUGCGAACAAAUUAGCAACAAACGCAAUUUUGUGUGUGUGCGCUUUUGAUUUUUAAACUUUAAAUAUAUUAGUUUCUUAAUAUAUUA